Messenger RNA from Cinara cedri, 41864 nucleotides. The record is from the annotation of a GenBank genome assembly. Lineage: Eukaryota; Metazoa; Arthropoda; Insecta; Hemiptera; Aphididae.
ACACAACUCUACUGGGGGUCCGCGACUACAGGUCUGGUUGCUAGUCGACACAAGUUUAGUGCUAACGCGUGUGCAUACGGGUGUUAAGUUAAUAUCAUUUUUGUGUAAUUAUUAUUAUAUUUUGUGACUUGGUAAGAAUUUUUAUUUUUAUAAAUACGUUUUUGUGAAAUCGUCAAUUCUUUUGAAAAACUCAAUUUUACUCAUAUUAUAUUAUUAUCGGUAGAAAUUAAUAUUAACCAGAUUUUAUAAUUUUGAAUGUAUUUUUAAAAAUCAAAAAAUAAUAAUUGUAUUUAAUUGAAAUUUAACAUAAUCUAUUCAUGUACUAUACUUAUAUUUAUAAACAAAUAUAAUAUAUUGAUAAUAUUUUAAACAUUUAAAAUAUAAUCAGUGUUAUGUACGGAUUUAAAUUUCUAAUUGAGUUUUUUUUUUAUUUUAGUCGCCAAAAAUCAUCCAAAAUGGACGCCAUCAAGAAGAAAAUGCAGGCGAUGAAGCUGGAGAAGGACAAUGCCAUGGACAGAGCUCUGUUGUGCGAACAACAAGCACGAGACGCCAAUUUAAGGGCUGAAAAGGCUGAAGAAGAGGCUAGAGCCUUACAAAAAAAGAUUCAAACAAUCGAAAACGAUCUUGAUCAAACUCAGGAACAGCUUAUGCAAGUUAGCGCUAAACUCGAAGAGAAGGACAAGGCUCUGCAAAACGUAAGUGUAUUUUUAUUAUCCCCGUAUGACUUAGUUAUCAAGGUUACACAUUUUUAAGUUUUAUAUUUAAUCAAUACCUCCAUAAUUAUGAAAAAUAAAUAAAUUAUAAAACAUUAUCGUUUGUAAGUGGGAGGUAGGCAGUUAUACACAAUUUUGAUUUCUAAUAAUAUAAUAGAUAUUUUAUUAAUAAGUACCUACCGUAGAUGUUUAAUUCAUCACGAAACUUUUUAAACGCAUACAGAAUUUAAUUCUAUUUAACUCUUAUCACUGCGUUAUAUAUUUAUGUCAAACAACUGUUAUUUAUUAGCUCACACUAAUUUCAAUAAAUAUUUAAUCUAACUAUCACACAUACAAUUAAAAGACCUAAACAUGUUUUACAAAAGCGAAAUUAAUGUAGAUAGGUAUUAUACGAGAUUCUAUGGAUGAUGUAUUAAUGAGAUUUCAGCCCAUGUUAAAGUGUAGCUAGUUAUUAUAAUGCGUCUUUAAAAUAUGCUGACUAAAAUGAAUGACUUUGAUUUGUCCUGAUGAUAAUAAUAAUAUUAUGACUUAAACGUACGCGAAUUGUAUACGUUAUAUUUUAACAUUAUGAUACAAUAUAAUAUAUAUAGGUAUCUAGUUAUUCGUCAACUUAUUAUACCUUAGGUUUGAAAAAAAUAUACUGUUUAAAAGUUAGUAGGUACCCACCUAUGUUAAGUACGAAUACAAAUAUUAUUUAACAGUCAGAAAAAUUAUUUGUCUCGCAACAAAUAUUACCUAUAUUAUUGUAAAGGUGCGUAAAUAUUUUGUACACUCUGUAUAACCACCAAGAACAACUAAACGACAUUCUGGUUCUGGGGUCUAUUGUCACAUACCUACUAAAUUUGUAAAUAGCCUGUCGGAAUGCGUUUUAUCGAAUACCGUCAUCUAUGUGGUGCAGACUAACCAUUAAAGUAUUUUUUUUUUCCAUUUGGUUCCCCUAUCGACACUAUACCUACAUUAUAAUAUUGAACAAAACUCAAUUUCUUAUAAGCCUAUUAUACCUAUUAUACUUACUAUUAUUGAAAUUUAAUGAACCCAUAUUGUAUAUAUUUUACAAAAACACUACAUUUUGAAGUGCCUAUCUACUUAUUACAUUUAUUGAACUUGUAAAUUGUAUCGGAAUCUAAAUUGAAAAAAACUGUUUUAUUUAUCACUCCAAUUGCUUUAACGUAUAUAUUACUAUCUGGAGAAUUGAAUGUUACCUAUGCUCUGGUAAUAUUUACGCAAACUAAAAUUUUGAAAUAUUGUCACGUUUUUAGCCAGGUUCUCUGAUAAAAGAAUUACAAUUCUGCUUUAGUCCACGCACUGCCAUUAUUUUUAUUAUUAAUUUGAUUUUAGUUUGCAGAAACAUUACUCAACAAUCAACAUUGUGUAUCAUACAAAUAUCGUGUACCACCUUAUUAGUCACGUUUAUUAUGAACACGUCAUAAAUAUUUCCUGUUAGUAAUAACUAAAUAAUAUUUUAGCUUUGCGCGUGAAACUCAGAUAGUAGGUAUUAACUACAUAGCUGGUACCGGCUACCAAAAACGAAUCCUAUUUUUGGCUUAAUAAUUGUGCUUACUGUAUUUUUAAUUUACUCUUCGGAGAUCGGUAUAUGAAUAAAAUUCUUGGAAAACUGCCAAAGUAUUUUUUUACAUUAUACAAAUUCGAAAACAAAACACGUUGUAUAUUAACGUGUCAUGUAUGUUUAUGAUUAAUUCUGAACGAUCGUUGAUAGUAUUUUAUAAUAGUAUGCCUAACAAUGUAGAUUAUAAUAAUAGAUUUUCAAUGAAAGGACCGAUAUUAUUGAUUGUAUUAUUUAAUUGUAUUCCGAAAACCGUUUAUACAAGUAACGAAUAGUUCGAAACAUUUACAGCUCUUAAAAAAACCAAAGUCGUUAACGCAGUGUGCAAAGAUUAAAGUGUUGGUUCGGGGUAUUCUAAAAUUAGAGACACUCCGCGCGGUUCAAGAAUAGAACAGGGAUUUAUGUUACACUGGCACAGCGUUGUGCCAAAUACGGACCGGCGAGCGUUUCGCGUGUAUAACUUAUAACAUGUACAUGUCUCUGGGCUCACACUAUAUGUAACCCAAUACUCCGUAUUAUCGUAGCGAAUAUUGUUGAGUAUAACAGAAAAAAAACAUAAAAAAAAUAAUUAAAUAACUAAGUGAAAAUUUACCAUUAAUGUGUAUACGUUAAAUUUUUAUGACGAAAAUACAUUUUUAACGACAUUGUAGCUGAUAUUAUUAUAGGUGCCUAAAUAUUAGGUGAUUAACAUUUUUUUUUUUUUGUUUCAAUUAGAAUACCAUUAUAAUAUAUUCGAUUUGUAUUUCUAAAUAAUACUGUCCAGUAUUUAUUUAUUAUAAUAUUAUAUUUUCUAAUCUACUUUUGAAUUAAUAGAUAAAAAGUUUUAAAAUAUUCCGUACCAAAAAUUUCGGAAUCACUUUUAAAACUUUGAAAAGGGCCAUUUUCAACUUUUUUACACUCACACAGACAAACAUUUAAAUUAUAAUAUUUAAUACUGUUAUUAAUGUAUAUACGGUGUGUAGUGGACUAAAUUCAAUAUGAUACAUAUUAAAUACUCUGGACAAAAAUAAUUACCUACCUAAAUUAAUUAAUAUAAUUAAAUCCAUAUUUAGAAAAUAGAUUCACGUAUUUUAUUUAAAUUUGUUAUUAUCAUAAUUUAUUAUGUAAGUAAACGGAUUGGCUAUAAAUUAUAAGUAACAUUAUUUAUUGUGAGUAUUAGAAGUGUAGUUUCCUUUACAGAAAUUAUGAAUGGCUUAGGAUUUUACUAUGGACCUGUUUUAAAAUGUUUAAAUGAUGGUAUCCUUUCAAUUUGUUAGUUAAUUUUUAAAAUACCUUAUAAUCGCAUAAAUUAUCUAUUUCUAUUAUAUAUAUUAGCCAACACACAAUAAUAAAACCUAUAUCAGUAUAUAUGAUAUGAUUUGUUUAACAUAAUAUCUAAUAGUUAAAUAUAUAUAGCGGACCUUGUUUUUAUGUUAUUUUAUUAGAAUUAAUGAGUUAAUUGAAAAAAAAACACAAGUUAUUAAUCAUGUUCUUUAUACUUGGUAUAUACUGUUCAAUACAUCUAAUAUCUACCUAAACAAAUAAUUACAAACUGUUUAAUAUAAAUGUUAUGUAUUACAAAUGCAAUACACAUAUACAAAAUGUAAUACAUGUAGGUAUUAUAAUAUGUACCUAAGUGUUUAUUGAUAGAAUAUUAAAAUAUUUUCAAAUAAAUGGAUUUCUUGGAACAUAUUAUACUUUCAAAAUUACGUUAAAAUAAACCUAAUAAGAAUUAUUGUAAUAAUUAUACCCACUAUAUUUUCUUCCGGACUUUGACCAAAUGGCGAUCAAACAAAAAUCUUAUUAUCUGGUUGGUGCCUAUUAUACAUAAUAAAUAUUUUCCCGUCCUUGAUCGCAAUCUAAACUGUAAAUUAUAUUUAAUUAUUAUGACGUUAUUUAAUAAAAAUUGUUGGAAAUAAAAAGGCGCCUGUAUUGAUAGGGGUUUUCUGUAGACACGAAUGUAAUUGAGUGGUUAAAAUAAUAUAAAACGCAAAAUAAUCUAUAAUAUAUUACAGAAUAUGGGUACUAUUUAAGUUAAAAGUUAAUAAAUAAAAUAAGAGAAAAAGUGAUUUGCUCUUUUUUCAUAAGUAUUACACGUCAGUAAUGUUUUAUUCACUAAUAAAUUAUUGACUAAUUUAUUAUUGGCAUAACUAGUUUUUCCAAAAAAGGAUUGAUUCUCGUAUAUUUAUGUAAUGAUAUGUUACAUGCCUAUAUUGUAGUAUGUAUUAUGCAUAUUAUGUAAUAUUAUAGUUAUUCAUUAAUGAUAAAUGUCGAAACACGUACACUUUUUUCUUUUUAAUAAUCAAUUAGAUAUAACAUAAAAAGUUUUCAUUCCACAUGCAUUUUUAAUGUAUAAUGUUAAUGUUAAAAACAACUAUCAAUCAAACAAUAAUUUGUUCUUUUUGAUACUCAUCGUCUUUGAAAAAAAAAACCGAAGUCAAAUAAUAUAAUAAUAUUAUAUAGUAUAAUUGUUUAGCGCCUGAACGUUUACAAGAAUACAACACAUUUUACUUGUUUGACAAAUAAACUGUCGAACGACUAAUUAGUCAUUAAUUUUAUGUUUUUUUGUUCUUUCCCCAUUUGUGGAUAAUAAACAUAAUUAUAACGUAUAAUGCGAAAGUAUACCCAAAAAACAAAUAAGUAAUUAUAUUGGUAUUGUAGUUUUUAUUUUCAAAAAUAGCAAAUUGGUAUCAAUCCAAUAUUCCAAUUCGUUGUAGUUAUACAGAAUAAUUAUUCAUUAUAAGUAUCUUUUUUUAUCUUUUUUUCAAAUUACUUCCACCAAACCGGGGAGAGAAUUAUAAAUAUCAAAUAAUAACAAUUAAAGUAAAUUGAUACUAAUACACACUUUUGAUUUGCAAUCCAUCUAAUUAUUUGCAUAUAUUUUACCCAUAAUUUUAAUUUUUAUAGUUCUGAUGAAAUUCUAAAAUCCUAGAAAUAAAUUUAUCUAAUGUAUGUCUCAUAUGAGACCCGUGAUUUUGUUUGUUAAAAUUAUUUUAAGUUAAGAUAGAUUUAUGUAAACAAUAGGCCUUCUAAAAAAAUAUUUUAUUUAAUAAUUUUAUAUAAACAGGUAUCCAAUUAUUUUUAAAUAAAUAAUGGUUUACUUUGUAAAAAAACUAUUUUUUUAUUUUUAUCAAAUUCUCUAAUUUCCGAAAAUUGGAUAAAUUACUAAAAUAAAUAAUCGUACAAUUAAGAUACACAAUAUUUGUGUUCAGAACAGCACCACUAUGUGUAUGUAAUAACAGUCGUUUUUGAAUCUCAUAAUUCAUAAAUAUUGUGUUCGAUGUUAAAAAGUCAAAAUUAUAGAGUACACCACUUAUCCUGAUUUAAUUAUAAUAAAUAAUAAUACUAAUUAUAUUAUUUAAUAUUAUAGUAAUUUAAUUAUAAAUCUAUUCGAGUUUAAUGUUUGUCUUUAUUAAGUUCAUAAUUUUGGAAUAAACUUUUUUUUUACACUUAUAUCAGUGGUUAAAGGGGGAAAAACUUCAAAUGAGGCGUUAUAUUUAUCGAUCAUUGAGGGGCGUUCCCGAUUACUAACUAAAUUUAACCAACCUUUCAGGAAACUCGUAAAGACUUCCAAAACGUUCUUUUCUAAUACAAAUUUAUUGAUAAAAAUGUUAUACUAAUAGGUUUUAAAAAUAAACUGCCCCUCCCCAAUAAGAAAUUUUAAAAAAUUAGGAGGGUCAAGACGUGCUUUGAAAACAAAGUUUUACUUAAGAAAUACAUUAAUAUUAGUAAAGAAAGUAAAAGUAGCCAAGAAUAGGUAAAGUCUGCUUUAUACGUUAACAAUCCACAUGCUAGUCGUGAUCAUCAGUCACAAAAUACCAGGACUGAUAGCGUGUAAACUUUUCAUGUCAGAAACUGAUCUAAAAAGUAAACUAAUAGCACUGUAAAAACCGUUUUCAUUAUUAUUAUGAUAAAAUAUAUAAAUUUAAAAAUAAAAUGAUUACAUAAACAUAAUUUUAUUUACCCUAUCGACAAGAUGUUUUUCCUUCAAUUUCCCUCUUUCAGGGAUGUGGCAUACUGUGCCCCCUGCAUACGUUACUACUCCCUCAAAUAUUAUCCUACGCAUAUGUAUUUUCAGUAAAAAUACAGUUCAACAGUCUAACCUAACCUUAGUUAUUAUCUAAUAUGUAUUGAAGAAUUUAUUUUUAAAAAAACUGAUUCAAGUUUUUAAAAUUUUAUUAGAAAUGCCUUAGUAAAAAUAACUAAAGCGUCCACCCGAAUUUCAAACCUUUAAUUAAAGGAAAUAUAAUUUGAUAUCGAAGAAGAAGACGAUAACCCGUCCCUCUCUGCCCCCUUCUAAUUUAACCACUUAUUUAUAUUGUUCAAAAGAAUUUAUUUACUAAAUAAAUUUAAAAUGUCUGUAUCACUACUUUAAAUUUAAAGUUUAUUUUUAAAAUAUAGGUUAGGUUUUAUUUUUGUCAUAGAUUUUAAACAUUUUUUUAUUAAUAUACUAUUACUUAUUAUUAUACUGAUUAUAUAUUAACGUUUAUUAGUUAUCUACUGUUAAUUAUUAAUACGGUAACAAUUUUUUUGAUGGUUAAUUAACAAGGAAAUUUGCCUACGUUUAUUUAUCAAAGUACUGUAAUGUAAUAUAUUGUAAAAGUCUAUAAAAUACGUAUCUUAAUAUUACACGAUAUUAUACUGAUCACAAAAAAAAUAGUCCUUUUCCUUGAUUCAUUAUUUUUGUAGAUUAUAAUUAUUUUUUAAAUUUAACGAUGACUAAGCAUGAUGACAAUAUUUGACAUAUUUUCGUUGAUAUACAUAUUUGAAUGUUUAUUUUAGAUUAUAAGUUUCAAGAAUGUAUUGAUUAUUCGAUGAUGUGUUACUAAUAAACAUGCACUUUCAUUAUUUACUCAUUAAAUAAUAAUUAGUAGUAAUGGAUAAAGUAGCUGGUGGGGUAAUGGCUCAGUGGUGGACCGACGCUUAAUAAUAUGGUCACUUGCAAUGGCAUUUUCAGGGAGGGCUGAGGGGACUGCAGCCAACUGAAAUUUCAGGAAAUUGUAAAUUAUUAUUUUAAAUAUAGUUUAAUAUACUAUAAUCUAUAAUACAAUACAAUAUGUCUUAUUUAAGUGAUAUCGCUCUCUCUCCCCCCCCUCAAAAAAAAUUCCUGAAUAUGACUUUGAUAACUUCUAAAAAUAAUUUAGUGAAAAUUUUCCUACGACUAAUAUUAAAAUACGUUUCUUACAAAGAAUGUAAUUAUUGACUAAUAAAUAUGAUAAUAUAUUAUAAUAUAUUUUAAAGGGUUUUAAUAUUAAAAUUGUUGUAUUGAUUAUUGUAACUUUCGAAAAAAUACUUAUAUAAUAAACUACCUACAUAUUCAUAAGAAUAAUAUGUUGACAAAUUGUAAUAAUUUCUAUAGCACCAAUACAUUUCAAUAUCAUACAUAAAGUAUAUUAGUAUGUACCUAUUCCAUGCAUAUUAAAUAGUUUCGAUUAAAUAAUGUAGGUAGUAGGAACUUUAUUGCAGAGGAUGGUUGUAUACUCACUUUAGUGUUUCAGUCCAACUAUCGGCAAAAUAUAAAAAUUACGUUAUUUAGAAUAAUAAAAAUGGCAUAUGGCAUUUAAGUUUAAUUUAUAGUUUAAACACAAAUAAAAACAUUUAAAGAGGAGAAUAAUUUCGAGAACAUUACGUUGCUUUAUUUUCUUAAAAUCAACCAAAAAUACAGUGUUACAGCUUAAAACAUCAAAAGAGCCGAUAUUGGGGAUGGGAGCGAUCACUGUUGUAGAUGAGAAGUUGGAAAGGUAGGACACAUAAGUUUAUUUCAUUUAUAUCUGUUAUCAACGAUAAACUAUUGCUUGAUGAAAAACGAUUCCGAGCGCAGUUCGGUGAUACAUAAUUUGAAGUGCCGUAAUUUUUUGCGAUUUUCGUUUAAAUUUGAUUUCAAAACACUUAUUAUAAAAAAAAAAAAAAUCGUCGUCUGAUGAUUUUGAAAUUUUAACACGUCUAGGUAAGUCCAAUAUAAGUAUUAUUACCAAGUUUCAAGUUUCUACGUCUAUUUUUAACCGAAUUACAGCAAAAAGUUUGAUUCAAAAGUUUUGGCAAUGAUACCGUAAGAAAGUAAAUCAAAAAGCUAAAAAACAUGUGUUUUGUAAUUUUUUGAUUAAAUCAUUUUUCCAUUUUUUCAAACGUCGUCCGUGUUUUUAUAAAAUAAUAAAAUCGUGAAAUUGUACGUUUUCCUACGGUUUUUCCCACUUAAGUGCUUUUAUUAAAACAAAUGGCGUCAAAAAUCAAAAAAAAAUGACUUUUUCUAAGUACAAUUAAGACAACUUGAGCUUUCAGAAAAAGUGCUACACGUAAAAAUCGGAACAAAUUUACUAGGAAAAAACAUGUCCACAGACUAUAAAAAAAAAUAAACAUCUUAGUAUAACCAAUAGUUCCCUCACUACGCUCGGAAUCUAAAACUAACACAGUUGUAUCAAGUUGUAUCAGUUGUAUUAAGUACAAAAUUAAGACGUAAAAAAUUAUGUUUGUUAUUUUAUUAUUAGGUAGGUAUUUAAUAUAUUUAUAUAAAUAAGAGUAGUAAUUAAUUAUACUGAUUAUAUCAAUAUCAUUAUAACUAUAAGCUCUUUUAAUUUAUACCAUAAUCUCAUAAUUGUUACCAUAACUUUUAUGUAUAAUUUCAUAUUGAUAUUUCAUAUGAUCUAUAUGCGUAAAUUUAUUUUGUAAAAUUAUCAUAUUUUUAAUAUGUUAGAUUUUUUGUAAUAAAUGUGUAGGUAUCUCACUCUCAAGCCUCAAGGCAAUAUUGUCCGAAAUGAAACGUACCUAAAAACAGUAAAACUGUAUAAGGUACUUUGAAAUACUAUAAUUUUUUACUUAAUAUCUUCAAAAUCACCAUACAGAGCCGGAUUACGAUCAUAGUUAGAGGAGAAGGUAUAAUAUACUUUUUGCGAGGCUAUUUUACACAAACAAUUUUUUUUUUUUUAAUUCAGGUUUAUCAAUUUUUAUUCGGUGUGUACAUAUUUUAAUAUUGACGACAGUCAUUAUAUAAUUAUAUAAAUAUAAUAUUAUACAUCAAUACAAGAGACUUGUUGUUUUAGAAAAAAAAAAAAAAACAAACAAAUCAUUUGUUACCGACUAAUUUCUGAAAAUUGUAUUAAAUGUUCCAAUAGCAAUUUGUUAAAAUCCCAGGGGCAGUAUCCAUUCUGUCUGGUGUAUUCUCCGGCGUUUCUCAAGGUGAACAUUUAAGUUCUUUUCUUUGCUGUUUAUUUAUUAACUCUAUUGCCAAAUGGGUAACCAAGACACGGCUCCUACUAUUGACUAUAAUUAAAUUACAUUUUUUCUGAAAAUAGAUUUUUCCCGACAGCAUUUCUAACCUUCAAAACGAGUUAGAUAUUUUUCAUGCUUGGGUUCUUCAAUCUUCAUUCGGGAUUAACGCUCAAUUCUAACAAAUGUGGCGUCAUGACUUUUACCAGACGCCGAGAACCCAUUUUUCAUUCUUAUAACCUUGGUCAUACUAUUUAGCGGGUAUUUCUCUUAAGGAUUUCGAGGUUUCUACUCUACCUCUUUAAGUUUUGAAUACCCCACCAAUGAUACGGUUUUAAAGGCCCUCAAAAUAUUAGUUUUUGCCCCACGCAGCUGCAUCAAUACGUUUACUUCUACGUAUUAGGGUAUUAUUAUUUAUCAUGGGUGUAUAAAUAUAUUGUAGACAAAUAUUUAUGUUUCUUUAUUUAUAUUUUUUAAAUAUAAAAAGGUAAAAAUGCGCAGAUACUUUUGCUGGCAUCUUUCUCAAAAGGUGAUAAGCGCCCGAUCGUGUUGUGCUCUUUGUAGGAAAAAAGGUGAAAAGUGUAUAAUGGUGUUACGCCUUGCGGCCCGGCGCUAAAUCCCCCCCUCCUCUUAAUUCAACACCAUCGACCGUCGUCGUAAACUAUUCUAGCACCUGUUAUGCUCUUUAUAAUAGAAAAUUAUAUAAUAAUGUAAUUGACACCACCGUUUAUACCAGUAGUGUAAAAUACACGAGUAUAUAACUUGUUAUUGUGGUUUUCGCAGUUAAAAUUUUAAAAACCAUAUGCCAUAGAUACAUUAUCUCGGGAAUUAAUUUGCAAUCAUCUGAUCGAUAAUUCUGAAUGUUUUGUUUUUACCGAAAAAAAACAAUUAAUAAUAAUUAUCGAUUCGCUCAUUUAUUAUCAGGAUAUUUUUCGUGGUUUUUUCUAAAUAAUCCACUAUGAUAUUAUACCGGAUUAAAUUAUCCGGCGAAAUAAUAAUAAUAUCAAUAGUGUGUGUGUCAAAUUUGUACUCUGGAAUACAUUGUAUUAUGAAGAAAUUGUAGUUUGAUUUGUGGUAUUUAAAUUUUAUUGUAAGCCCAAAAUAAUAUUGUUUUUAUAAACAAGAAUUGAUUAUAAUGACGAAAUGUCAUUUACACGACCUACGUAAAAAAUUACCCAACCAGUACGCACGCAGAACGGUGUUUUUUUUGUAGGUAUAUGGACUAGCCGCGCAUUAAAUUAAAUUGAAAAAAGUCGUAUUCGACCUGUAUAAUAUAUAUCUUCAGACUCGUCAUUCGUGUAGUGUAACUGCAAAGCAAUAGCCCAAGCAUAGGUAUUCAUUUAAUCAAUAAUAAUCAAAAAUAUUGGUACAUUUUUUUGGAUUCUGUCAGUGGUGAUUGCAGGAAACAAUUGCCGGUGUGGAAGGAAAUUGCUAAAAUAUCCAUGCCAUUUGCCCUUUGUAUUGUUAUAAAUCAAUUUAUCACUUUUUUUAAAAUUUAAAUACAAAUUCAAGUUAUUCAUUUUUUUCGGAGGGAGUUCGAAACCUCAAAACCACCUGUGUUCACCACUAGAUUUUGCGAAGAAACAAUUCGUUAUACGUUUUACUAAGAAGUAUGAGUUUUUUUUUUCGCGGAAAACACUUUUACGGUUAGUAAAAAUACCUAAACCAAUUUCUUCAUGUCGUGUACGACUCGUACCAUAAAAGAUGUGGAUUUUCGUCCGACGGUACCUACUCUAUUUGAAAAAAUGUGCCUAAAAAAUAAAAUAAAAUCUGAAAGCAAAUUACGGUAUUUCAGUUAUAUUUCAGUUGAUUUGCGAGUUACCCUGGUUUCGUGGUGAAAUGCCACUAAUACGUAUUAUAAUUCAACAGUUUACCGAGCUUCGCCCUGGAUUGUUUUCUAAUUGCAGUGAUUUACCGUUGCUUUCAGUAUACACACUGAAUUACUCUACAGGGCACAUUGUAGUGACAAGUAAAAAUGUCAAGUAUUCCUGUUACACUCUGCUUGUAUACCGUAUCUUAUCUAAUUUCCCACCAACAACAGUAGCCUACGCACGGUGCGAAAUGGAUCCGCCAUUUUUUUUUCUUUAUUCGCGUAUUGUUACGAUAAUAAACGACGAGAACGUUAAAAACCGUAGUCAAAAAACGGAAUUAUAAUAAUAUGUCAAAUGUAACGCGAUCCCCGGAUCCUAUACCCACGUCAUGACUCCGAUAAUAUUUCGCAACUAUAGUACAGCGCUAUGCUGUCGUACAUAACAAAACUAUUGGUUGGACACUAGGUAUUAUAUUAUCAUCAGUCGAUAAUCAUAUUAUUAUAAUUUUACAUCGGCAAUCGACGGUCGUCGUAGCGUUAACUUUGGCCGCCAGAUGACUCGUCAAAAUGCCUGCCAACUAAAUUAUAAUUAAACGUCGGUCUCAUUUGCUCGUACGCGCGCGCCGUUAUCGGGUUACAGUUUUUUUUUUUUUUAAUUUUGUAAUAGGUACCCAUAUCAUCGAUACCGCGGUCAUAAUGCGUAUAGUGCACAAGUAGCGGCCGCCAACAAUAGUUAAUACGUCCGUUGUAGUACAUCAACUAAUACGAUAUUCAAACGUCUUUAUACUUAUUAUACCUAUUCGUCCGUGUGGUGCACACGGAAUAUUUUAAGACCGACGGUGCCGUCCUCAAUCCGUUAUUGUCGUUUGAUAAUAUUAUCACGUCUGAUCAAUUAUUGUAGUUUAUUAUUUGAAUAUUAUUACGAUCGACGCGGCCGACGAAAAAAAGUUACAACGCCACCGUCGCGGUGGCCGCCGACUGUCGUUUUUAUCAAUUAACGCCGCACGAGAAGUCAGCCGUGCGUUGUCUACGGCGGCAUUAACAGUCAGGAGAGAGGGAAAGACGGAGAUCAACACGCACGGGCAGGCGGUCGUACCGCACGCCAGUCGUCUUGUACGUUUAUAUUUUUGAAUACCAGCCAACAAAACAACACGGAACCGUAGCGGCGUCGUGCGCGUGCAUUUCCUGCGGGUUGCGUUGUACGAUGUUCACUGUUGUAGCUGUUGUAUACGACGUGUCGUUGGCCGUGUGAGAGCGCUGCUGCCGCUGCUGCUGUUGCCGCCAGCCACCGUCGUCACCUCCGCCUCCGUCUAGGCCGUCGCCGCCGGUUCCGUGGCCGCCUUUACGGCGCGUUUCGUGGACGACGGUCGACAAUACGUCGGAUGGACAUCCGCGGAGGACGAGACAGGCGGCCGGGUGACCGGCGCCCCCCCAGGGCCUCAAGGGCCCUGAGACGGCCGCAGUUGUCCGACGAGCAACAACGUAAUCAACAACGAAACGUCAGCACUGAACCGGCGACAACGUCGACACCUGUAGCUUCUCUUGCCAGCUCCUGUAGCGGACCAUCACCACUCCCACUACUACCACUACCAAAGGAAAGGACGCCUCGAUUGCCGCCUCCACCAUCGCCAACGCAGCACCCGGAAAGGAUUCCGCGGUUACCGCCACCUGCAGCGCAAUUUCAACAGGACAGAACGCCACGGUUUUCGCCGCCACCAUCCCAGUCGCAGGACAAAACACCGAGGUUGCAGCCGCAAUUGCAGUCACCGGACAAAACGCCGCGGUUACAGCCACCAUCGCAGUCGCCGGACAAGACACCGCGGUUUCAGCCGCCAUCAUUGCAUUCGCAGGACAAGACAUCGCGGUUGCAGCCACCAUCGCAGUCGCAGGACAAGACAUCGCGGUUGCCGCCGCCACCGGUGCAGUCGGAGAGGAGACCAGUUCAGCCAGCGCCGGAGAAAUGCACCCGGGAAGCCACGGAAGACUGUGUAGAAGCAACGGCGGAUGCAGCAGGAGAAGGAAAUGGCGUGACGGACGAGACCGAACUGUUGGCCAAACUACGGUGUACCAGCGAGAGUGCCGAGGUGGUCGCCGAACGGGAAAAACGACGGCAACGACGACGACGUUGUCCCGACUAUCCCGGACUGGCGCUGUCCAGUUCCGUGUUCAGCACGGAAACCGGCAUGAAGUUCAGCAUCAUCCGAAACGAACUGCACAACGUGCUCAAACCACAACUGAGACGGGUAAGUCGCGGUGUCGGCGGCCGCGGUAGACGAUGGGUCGGCUGUCUCUAUUUGUAGCGUAGCACCACAGCUGACUGCGCGUCACCGCCGCCGCCGCCGUCGUUGGCCAGUCCCCCCCCGUCAACGUGGAACCGCGGGUUCUCAACCUUUCGCCGCCGUCUCCGUUGUAGUCCGCACCGCGGCCGGUACCGUCCAACAGAUGUCCCCCCGGUCUUUGACGUGCGGAGGACCGCCCCUUCGUGGACCCGGAACGCCGUGCUAUUUCGGUUCUCCUCCCGUCCGCUCGUAUCCCAGAUCCUAGGCGACGAAAGAGCCGUCGGGUUUUCGAUCUUCAUUCCGUCAUUUUUAACGACCACUGACUGGUUAAACGUAUAAUUAAACGCGGUUGGCGCGGUGCCGACUAUCCGCACACGGCUGCGGCGGCGGCUGAGUAUUAUAAUAUUAUGGAAGCCCACACCGCAUUCCGGCAGACUGACUGUUCGAUGGCAGCAGCGAAAACAGAUGCUGCUGUCAUCAACCUUACAGAGGUUUUUUCAUUUUUUUUUUUUUUUUUUAUAUUUUUAUCAUCGAUACACAUAAUAACAUAAUUUAUUAUCACUGUAAAGGCCCACUAAAUUAUUAACGAUGCGACUAGGUAUCCGAUGUUUACGACACGACAGCAACAUUAUUAUUGUUAUUUCAUUCGCCGUGUUCAUACGUUGCGCGUGUAACAUCGCCGCGGCAAAUUUUCUUGUUUACAUUUUUAACGUCCCGGUACGUUUUACGCCCUUUCGUAUGAACACAUUUUGCGUUCUCUAAAACGCACUAGAUUUUGUCCUGCUGAGGGAGUAGUUAUUUUCCCACGUCUUGAAAAAUUACGACGCCCCUUUUCAACGCGCCCUCUAAAUACGUCCCCGAUCGCCCAUUACUCGUGUUUCCGGAUAGUGCAGCGUAAUUUCAUUUUUCAUACCGUACCGACCACUUGAAAAAAAUCGACCGCGUCGUCCGCGUUAACUUAUAACAAAUAAUAUUUCCGUGUUCCGUUUCCAUUCGAUUUGUCGGUACUCACAUAUUGUAGUGGGCCUGCCUACGCAAAUAAUACUGCGUCGAUUAAUGCGCUUAUUAUUGUUAUUGAAACGUUCGUUCGUGAUGGGCCCAAUGGUCUAUGGGAAGUCGCAAAAAAUAAGUUAGCACGGUAUCGGUAUUACAGGCCUCUGUCUGUAGGUACGUAUAAUAACAGGUGUGGCCAAUCGAGAACAAACCCGCGUGACCGUCACAAUAUUACAAUACACGAAUACUAUUGACAUGCGUUGUGAUUAUUAUUAUUAUUAUAGUCUCGAACGUAACGAGAAAUAAACUAACGCGGUGGUUUUUAGGGGAAAAAGAAAAACUAAAAAACACUCUAUAGUUUUAUGCGGUUUUUUUUUUUUUUUUCCUCUAUUCUACUCGUCGCACAGCCCGUAAAACCGUCGUCGGAUCAAUAUUACAAUUACAUCAUGCGCCGUUGACGCGAUCCCGUAAUAAUGGCACGGGUACCCGUCGCGUGUUGGUGGGGGGGGGGCGUCCACGUACAACGCAAUCGCGUAUUGCGCGUUCGAAACCGGGUGGCGCGAACGGAUGUCCGAAAAAAUGCCGCGUUGUACACUCAGUUGAGAACUGUUAUUUAACAACGGUUCGUUAUAUAUUUAUAUACAUAUAUAUAUAUGUAGGUGGUAGUGUUAUAGCACGUAACGACGUGUGAAAAAAUAACGGUGUUUGUGUGGUGAUUGUCUUUGCAGGCAUGUCGUGAAGAAUAGAAAAAUCAAAAAAAAAAAAAAAUCGCACUUUGGAAUUCGAUUUUUAUGGCGCGUGUUAGCAGCCGCCUUUUAAUUGGCGCGUGCAUGCACACGUGUGCGUUUGAAACGGUUUUCUCAUUCGCAGUGCACCGUAGCGAUACCGGCGCGCGAGGCAUGCUCGCCGAUUGAAUAUUACGAAAAAAAAACAUAACGAAUGCCUAUUAUGUAUGAAAAAAAAAAAAAAAACCCCGGAGUUAAUCGGUUUACGGAUAACGCAAUAUUAUUAGGUUUUAUACACGCCUAUAAAUACGACGCGAUAAAACCGAUGAAUUUACGGUUUACGCGAAUUCCUCGUUCGCCGCGCGGCGAUAAAAUUGUUUCGGACAAAUCACUCCGGGUACACAGUUCGCGUAAAAUGACAAAAUAACCAACGAUAACGUUUACAAGUCCGUCGCGCGGUUUGUUUGUUUUUUCUUUUCUCGGCGGAAAACAAAAAUGUUCGUUGGCCGCCGUAACGGUGAUAUCUUCAAAAUGUCUCGGUCCGCGUCGCACGAACAUUUUCUUCUUCUGCGUAUAAUAAAACGUAUUUACAGAUAAUCGGGCGAAAAUUACGAUGACCGCCGUUGAGCCUUGAUGCGAUUUCGUCUGAUCAAUGUUUAUGCCAGUAGUUACGUACACACCCACGACAACGGCAACGAACCAAUAUAGAAUAACUGUACCCCCGUGUAUUCUGCGGUGAUACGGCGUUGUUAUACUUCAGACGUUGUUUCCGCCGCGCAGAGACGGCAAUAAUGUGUAUUUAAAAAAAUGACCUCACACAAAUAGUCGACGUAUUAUUCGGCAGUCACCGCGAGAAUUUCGUCUAAUCGACCGGUCCGUUAGUAUAAACAGUUUCGAUUAUGGCAAUAAUUAUACUUUUGAUAUUAUACGAGUCGAAACCAUUAAAAAAUUUGCAUUCGUGCCAUGUACGUAAUCGUCGGCGGUUUAUACUCGGUAACGAUUCGUAAAGGAUAGGAAAAAAAAAAAUAAUAAAUAAUAUUAACCAUAAGCAUAUUUUCUUAAUUAAUGUUGUAGCUCUGCUAUUCGGGGAGGGGCUUGAGCCGCCCACGAUAUUGAUUAAAAACAAAUUACGCGUACUUUGUUUUUUAUGACUCGGUGGUCUGGUUUUUUUCCGGCGGAACAGCGGAAGCUCCCUGCUCCGAUUUAUAUCAUAUUAUUUACAAAUGUAAAACUUAGUGCUUUCAAGCAUAUUUCAAAAUAAUGUAUACGGUUUCCGAUCGCGUUUGAAUUAUCGGGUGGGUAUAUAGGUAAACGGACGCGUUCAAUGUUUUGCGAUCGUUAUUCAGUGUUUCUGCGCACGCGGGCCGUACACAGUGGUCCAUCCUAUCGCACUGCUGCGAAGCUCGUUACGAUUAUUUCAACAAAAAUAAUAACAGCAUAGCAUAGUUUUCCAUUCGAUAAUACUCAAUGGCCGUUUUGUAUUUUUUAAAAAUUCACCGCCAUUUCCGGUGAAUUCAAUUACCAUUACAACGGGGGGUUGUAAUAUUUGUAACGGGGCGCCGCUGUUUUUUUUGUGACCGUCGUCACUCGUUAAUUAUUAUUUCUCGGUGUCGUCGAUGACGCGUUUUUGCGUUAAGGCGUGCGUUUCGAAACCGACGGUCGGGGCACGACUCGCGGUCGACGGAACCGGGACACCGGCGAUCGUGUCCGUCCCGUAUUUGGCGACGAAACUUUCGUCACACGCGUGUCAGUAGCACACGGCCCUUAAGACGAACACGGUCCGGCGGUACGUAAACGGCCGGGUUGCGCAACGUGUUUGCGAAUAUCGUCGUGCGCCAACAAUAUUCAUUAAAAUUUCUCCGAGACCUCCCGGUUAUUUUUUUCGCCCCAUUUCGGGACGCGAGAGCUGUAGCGCCGCGGGCAGGCGCGGGAGAGCGUUUCGGGAAAUAAAGCGAGACGAUGAUGACGAGUGAUGUCAAUACCGGUGAGAGAGGUUAGGGGAAAAGCCGUCGCCGGAGACGGUCUCGCAGCUUGCGCGCACACGCGCGCACGCACGCGUUCGUCCGGCUCAACCAGUUUGAAAUAUUUUUGCGCCGGCCGGUCAACGCCAAAUACGAACAAAAUUAUCACCACCGUCGCCGCCGCCCCGCCCCGACACGGCGAAAACCGGCAACGUCGCCCGCAAGGCCACCGCCCUGACGACGCCGCGCCACCGCCGGCCGUCACCUUUCGAGUACCGGCGGUGCGGGCGGGCAGGGAACGCGAUUGCUCGCGCGCGCGCGCGCGCGCCGUGUAUGACCCGUGGUACGUGUGCGAGUGCGUGUGCGAGUCUGAUUGUUAGUGCGUGUGAACGAGCGAGUAUUGUGUUCGUCCGACGAACCGGCUAUUAUUGUGUAUAAUAUAUAGUUGGGUUACUGGUUGGUUAGUUCGGUUGGUUGCUGCGGCAGGCUGUAAUAUAGUGGUGUGGUGUGUGUGGCUUCUGCAGUGCGUCCCGUAACCGAACGCUGCACGUAACCAACGUAAACUCCUGGUCGUUGCCGUCGCUAUUCGUCGGCCGUUGCACAUUAUAAGUGUUAGUUGUUUGUGCGCGCCGCCCGUUACCGUACGUCAUUCCCGUUGUUUGCGACCGGCUUUUUAUUCUCUUCCCGACCGUGUUUCCGAUUUUCCCGAUUUCCGCCGUUCACCCUCGUAGGCGCGCCGCGUGUAGUUUGCGCCCGACGUAUCGUCGUUAGUGUUUGUGCUUUCGCGCGCGCGUUUUUCGGCGACGCGAGACCCGUACAUACGCGCGGGGAGUCAAUCAUGACCACCAUACAGCAGGGCUCGUUGUUAGACGUGUUGAAGAAAAAAAUGCGUCAGACCAAGGAGGAGAUGGAGAGGUAUAAGGAAGAAUGCGAGGAUUUCCAUAAAAAACUCCAGAUGGAGGUCAUGAGACGCGAGGAAGUACGUGUUGCGUUUCGCUGAUCUUUAAUAAUAAUAACAAAUAACACGAUUAGUGUAUCCAUCCGGGUGGGUAAAUACCAUUAAACGCUCGGACCAUCGCGACGGUCGAGGGGCUGUACGUCGUCGCCGUCUCCGUGGUUUAUUCGGGCAGCCGUCCGGACUUUUUGUGGGCGCCCGCACCGCGUAGGCAGGUUUCGACUGUAAUAAUAUAUUAACGCGUGUCAACGGCUCAUCGUCGAAACGAAUCGCGUUUUUUUCUGCGUGUCUCGAAUGACUCAUUGAUACGAGUGGGUGGCACAGCCGUACAGAGAAUCUUGGGUAUUAUUCUGUCUUACAUUUGACGUAAAGUGGGCACUUAACCCGUAUGUUCAAAUAAUAUAAAAUUGUAUCUAGUUUACUUUUUAAAUACAACCACCUAUUUACUUAUUAAAUCCUAUCUUUAUUUGAAAUUUUUUUUUUUAUCAAUUCAUAAUUUUGGUUAGCAAUUUGUUAUGGGUAUUGUUUGUUUAUUUUGACACUAAUUUUCUAACAAAACAAUCUAUAAGUACCUAUGUGGCAACAGAAUUUUAUCGGGUAUUAUUCAGGUGGUUAAUCAUUAAUCAAUAGUGUGUAUGACGGAUUACAGAAUACCAAGAUUCUCCCAUUAUUUCCCAUGAUUUUUUUUAUUAGAUUACCGAAGAUUUCCACCAUUUCCAAAUAUGUGUACACUGAUUCCCGUUAAUGAUUUACUCUCUGGUAUUAUCAGAUGUAGGCAUUACCAUUUCAAUCUGUGUUUAUCUAAACUUGAUCAAACAGAGUACCUAUAUAAUUGUUGAGAACUGUGUUUAUCUUUAAAAACCUAAAACCUCACCUAAAACUUUGCAGUUUAUAUGCAAUUUUUUGUUCCACAAAUGACUUAGAUACAUACUAAUUUUAUUUAUUGUACCAAUAAAUAUCAGCCAUAUAAUAAUAUUAUUUAUUUAAAGCCAAACCUUUAAAAGAGAUAGGCAGGUAUGUUCAUUUGCUUUGGUGUUUUGGAUAAAUAUUGUCAAAGAAUUUGAUUUUAUUGUAAUAAUUAUGGAUAGACACCUACCUACCCUUUUUCAUAGAAAAUUAUUCAUGCAAUUUAUUUGUUUUGUUAAUUGAUUACAUUUAUCUAAUACUUCAUUUAGGUAGAGUAGGUACUAUCUUCUUGAAAUUUAAACAUUUUUCAUUACUCAACACAUUUACUAAAGUUUAGUUUCUAUUAGAAAAACCGAAUAAAAUUGUAUGUAUCUAUACAUGUAAAAGUUAAACAGCUGCUUUUCCUAGAAAUGUUGAAAAUAUUGUUUUAUUGUUCAAUUAAUUACUAAAUAGAUUGAUUAUCUUCAAAAGUUUGUAUAAUAUGCUUUUGUUUCUCUGAUACAUGAUAUAUGUACUCAUUUUUUUUUAUUAAAAACUAUGAAAAGAUUUUAUUUUCAUUGUUACUAUCAUCUUAUUUAUAUUAAAAUAUUUAAACGCUUAAAUAAAUGUAGUUUUCUAGUUAAAAUUGAAUCGACAUUAGUCAUCUUAUGAAAUUCUGAUUAAAUCCAGCAAUUUGCGAUAACUAACCAUAAUAGUAUACUAAUAAUCAGAUAAUAAUAAUUAUUUUUGAAGAUAAUACAUGGAACUCUUUAUUUCCAUCUAUUAUUUGAGACAAAUAUAAUUGUUUAUAAAUUAGUGUUGAAUGUUUUAUUGAUUAUUUAAAUUAUUAUUGUUUAAAAAGAAUUUCAGCUUGUGACGCUGAUCUUAUUAGUCUUAUAUCUUAUCAUUGUAUGGUAUUUUUGUAUUUGUAGUGAUCAUAUCUAUCAUUAUUAUCAUUAGAAUUAUGAUAUAAUUGAUUAAAUAAUAUCAAAAUUUAAUGAGUGCAUUGGUUUUAUUUAUGCUAAUUGCAUAUCUAAUAGUAUUUAUAAUCAAUUAAUUUUUAUUAAUUGAUUAUAAAUAUUAUUUACGUCUCAAACAAAUAUAAAGUUAGUUAUUUUCGAGUGAAAAUUGAAUGUCAUUCGGUAAAUACAUCUAUUAUAUUACAUAAGCACAAAAAUUGGAGUCAAUGAUUGAACAGUUAGCUAUAUAUACUUAAAAUUAAGCUGAUCAUUCAAGGUUAUAUCUGGGACGAAGAGGCGUGAUGAAAUAAUUUAUCUCCCAACAAUGGGUUUCACGUAUGUUAAAUAUAAUAAACUGCCUACUGUGAAUUCAGGAAGUUACGGCCUAGGUUGGGUUUCCUGUUAAUUUGGUAUUUUACACCUGCCUAUAUAUACCUGUGUGAUAUAUGAUAUAUAAAUAUAUAUAAUAUAGGUGUACCUAUCAUUGUUCACAAAAAUGAUUCUGUAUAAAAUAGGUAUACUUAUAUAGAUCCAACAAAAUUCUAUUAUUAAUGAUAAUCCCCAGAAUUACCCCUAUAAUUUUUUAUACCUACAAAAUGUUUUUACAUUAUUUUUUUGUUUUUAGGCUGAGAGUGAAGUUGCUGCACUCAAUAGACGUAUCCAAUUGUUGGAAGAGGACCUCGAAAGGUCUGAAGAGCGCUUGGCCACGGCCACUGCUAAGUUGGCCGAGGCAUCUCAAGCUGCUGAUGAGUCUGAACGGUAAGUGUGUGUUAAACAUCUGUCAAAGGUUUUAGUAUUUUCAGGAUUCUAGGGCUCAUACAAAUUUUAUUCUAGAUUACCUAUAUUUUUUGUAUUUUGAUCUCAACAUAAUAACUAUGAUAAAUUAGUAGUUCCUACAUGAUUCAAAUAAAUGAAAAAUAGUGUACAUUUUAUAAAUGUACUCGUAUAAUAUUGGUGGAUCAAUAUAAUUUGAUGAGAUUCAAAUUAAACCUUUUUCCUUUUAAAUGAAAAGGUUCUAAGUCUGUUACUAAAUAAAGAACAUAGUAUCUAAUAUUAUAAUGUUUAUGUAUAAGCAAAUUAAAAAAUUACAUAAAUUGGUUUGUUGAAUAUAAUAGAAACCAUUAUAUUCACAUUAUCUUAUAUUGAAAGUAUUUUAUGUCAUCUAUUAUAUCUGGUAGGUAAGUUUGCAAUAUCUAUCUGACUAAUAUAUUGUGUGUAACAUAUACAUUAACGGUUGUUAAUGUGCUCAAUUGUUUAUGACACUAAAUAACUAACCUCAAUAAAUUCUUAUGCAUAAUUAUUUUAAACAAUAUUCAUUCAAUGCUUCAAAGCAAAACAAUGUCUUACUAUUCUUUAUAACUCAACUUUAUAAAAGAAUAUAAAGAAUAUUAGGUAGUUAAACUUAUGCAUAUGUAAUUUUCUAUCUAUGUAUUUUUAUAUUAAAUUUCUGAAUUUUUCUGUUGAUUUGAAUUUUUAUGUUAGCCAUUUAGAAACAAAUAUUUAAACACACCACACAAAAUGUAAUGCAAUCUCAAUAUGUAUUUCUUGUGUAUUUUCUAUUACUAAUUUCUAUAAUGUACCAAUGUGUUUAAAAUAACCUUAACAUAUUUUCUAAUUCUAAUUAAUACUACAUCAUGCAUGAUAUUUUUGAUGAUUUGGAUUAUUAGUUGUUAAACUUUCUGAUUUUAAAUGUAUUUUUAAUACAAAUUUUAUAGUGCAUACCCACAUUAAUUUGUUGGUAGGUUUUAAUUAUUUCAUAGAAAUUUGAUUGUGCAUUAAUUUAUACUCUAUUAAUUUGUUGGUAUUGGCCAUUUAUAUAUUAUUGUAAACUAAUUUAAUUUUUGAGUUGCUUAACUCUUAUGCUUAUUCAAAUUAUACAAGUUUUGUUCGUUGACUGGCCAGGGAGAAAUAAUUAUUUUGCAAUUAUUAUAGCUUAUUUUAUGAUAUUGCACCAAAAUACAAUUAUUAUAAAUAAUUCAUAAGAUAUAAAUUGUGAAAACAGAAAAACCUUAAUUCACUGAAUCAAUACAUUUAUCAGUUUCUAUACUCUUAUAAAUGAACAUUUACUAUUAAAUUAUUGAUUGAGUUUAAAAUAGAUAAUGAUAGUAAUAAUUUAUAUAAAACCAGUAAUAGGUGUCAAAAAAAAAAAAAAUAAAUAAAUAAAUAAAUAUUACUUUAGGUACUAACUUAUUUCCAAGCAAAAAAUAUUAGUUUGAAUUUAAUAAUAUGUAUGCCUACCAACUAAAACCAUAACUCUGUGUGUGCAUCCGUUUGAUGUGUUGUUUGUAAAUUAAAAGGAUCCGAAAAGCAUUGGAAAACCGAACAAAUAUGGAGGAUGACCGAGUAGCCAUUCUCGAAGCUCAAUUGGCACAAGCCAAACUCAUUGCCGAGGAGGCUGACAAAAAAUAUGAGGAGGUAAAAUAACAUAUUGUGUUUAUUUUUCUGUAAUAUUGUGUGUUAAUGAUUUCAAAUAUUGUAUUUGCAACCAAAUCCUAAUAUUCCUCCUGAUAAGCACAAAAACACGACGUGGCUACACGGUAUAUUCUGUAGGUAUGGUUUAUUUAUAAGGUUAGGGAAAUAUUGAAGUUGAUAUUUGUUAAGAGCUACUUAUAAUAUUAUUACAUAGAGAUUACUAAGGUGUGUGUAUAUACAAUGUAUAUACAUAAAAAAUUAAAUGUUAGGCGUAAUUUGAACGGAAAAUGAUGAGGGAGUAACUUAUUAUUAUUGUAUUGGUUGGGAUUUAUAUAGUGCUCGUAAGGUGUUGGAAAACCGCAGUUUGGCCGAUGAGGAACGUAUGGAUGCUUUGGAGAACCAACUUAAGGAAGCCCGAUUCUUGGCUGAAGAAGCCGAUAAGAAAUAUGAUGAGGUGAACGACAGUGUGUUACUAACACUAUUAAAUCGUUAUCUCACUUAAAUUAUUUUACUAACAAAUAAUAAUUUUUGAAACUGUCAGUUAUGCACAGUUGAAGUAAUACACAAUAUAAUGUUACACACCGUGUACACUCAUAGUGAUCCUAUGCGAAAAAAUGAAAGAAAUGGAAAAUGUUUUUUUAUACUAACAACUUGUUAAAGAACGUCGGUGAAACAAAAUCAUUAUUGUUUUUGCUGGCGGUACUUUUAUUUUUGUGAUAUUUGUUGGCGAGCAUGCACAACCAAUAUUUUUUUUUUUUUUUGUGCGAGUUUAAACCUGUUUUUAAAUGCUUUAUAAAAUUUAAGGAUGUUUUAUUGAUCCGUCUAAAUGAGAUAUAAUAUACUUUAUUUUUAUAUCGAAUCCGAGCAUAAUGGUAAUAAUAUCGAAUUUUUUUAUAAUUAAAAUAUUAUUAAAUUUAUAAAUUUCAUUGCGUUAAUAAUAAUACUGUUGUCUGGUCGGUUUUUUUUUGUCUGUUAUGUUUUUAAAUAGUAUAGAAUGUACUAAUGCAAAAUUAUUAUAUUACCAUCUCGAAGUGUCUAAUUUUUGAUUUUGUAUGUUUUAAUGUACAUUUUGUUAUGGAAUUCAACAAAAAUAAUAAAAUAUCUAAUAUAAGAUAAAUAAUAUCAUGUAUUUACGAUUUUAUUAUAUUAUAUCUUUAUAUGCUUUAAUAUACAAUUUAUGUUGAAGGUUAUUCAAUUCAAAAAUAGCGAAAUAUAUUAUUAUAAUAAGCGGUUAAAAUCAUUUUGUAUGAAGAAAUUGUAUCACCACCGUGUAAUAUUUACCUAUAUAUAAUAUUCAUACAGUAGAAACUGUUUAUAAUGACAUUCAAGGGAUUAGUUAAAAUUAGUCACAAUAACUGAUUGCCAUUGUAAUCAAGAUAAUAAAAUAAAAUUAAAAAGUUAUUUUAUUAUUAAAAAUUAAAUUUACAUUGUAGUAAAAAAAAAAAAAUUACAUUCAAUAAAAGUUUAAUACAGUAAUUAUAGAUAACAGAUUUUUUUUUUUAAUAUAACCAAAAAUAACCGUGUGUAUAGUCAUCGUACAGACAUCUUAAUAAUUCGAAACAAAUUAGUACUUAUAACAAUACAUGCGUUUUUCCGGGACUUUCAAUCUAAGUUCAUUACACCACAUAUGUCACCACAAUCUGUGUCAUUAUAAAUGGUAUCUACUGUAUAUAAUACAUAUAAAUUACAUAUAUUAUAUUUAACGUGUUAUAUUUAUUAAAUAAAAUAUUAUGUUUUUAUUUAUAACAAACAGAUUGUAUGAUUUGUAACGAUAAUAAUAAUAAUACUAUUAGAAAUUGUAAUAUUAUAGUAAUUUUAGUAAGUUUAUUACCUACUGAAAAACAAACGGGUUAUUUUCAAUUUGGUACAUAUCUAAUAUUUUUGAGUGGUUGUUUGAUAUUUUAUUUGUCUUUUGUAACCGAAUAAAAAUCAGUAUUUCUGUUUUAAAUUAUAUUUUGUUUGUAUUACCUAUAUUAUGUUAUUAUACUGUUUUCUAAAACCGUAUAAAUCAUGUCGACUCUAAAACACUCGUGUAACAUUAUGUAUAGAUCAAUGGCAAUUUUGACUAUGUGACAAAAUUCUUACAACUGUCAAAACAGUUAUAGUUAACGCACUGGCGGACGAGUGUUUCGAUUCAUUACUAAUGGAUAGUGUGGUGUUGGUUAAAAAUCAAAACUACCAAAAUUAAAUGGUUUGCUUAAGGUUCUUUGGCCAACAAAUUCAUAGUGGUGUUUAACGGUUUCUUGUAGCUCGAACUAUAUUCGUAUUGCGUACAGUAAUUCAUUUCAUUUAACUUAUCUUUUCCCAGAUCCGGAUCCAACGUCUUAGGGUUUAUCGCAAUCUUUUUUCCCAGUGAAAUACGAAAAAAAAACCCAAAUAGAUUCCGGUUUCUAUUCGAUUUCAAUUGACCGUACUUGAAUUUUUAACGAUAUUUUCGCUGUCAGUAUUUUCUACAAGUUUCCUUGGGGUUACUGUACGAGAAAAUUUCGCUAAACAUAUUCCUUUUUAUUAAUUGUUUUCCACUAUAUUUUAGAUCAAUUUUUUAUAAACUGUUUGAAUAUUUUUUAAAUCGGACGCUGAUUUUAAAGCCUAUUUACGUGCCUAACAUCAUUAGUUUUGUAUUCGGUUCUUCCUUUUUGGGUGAAAAAAAAAUCAUUUUUUCUUUAGACAAUACUUUUACAUGGUAAAAUAUUUAACAAAACGCGUUAUUUUUGAGUAAUUAAUAGUAGUAAAAUAGCAAUGUUCGUUUAUUCACCGAAGGAUAUUUGGUUGUUAAAACAAAAUAUUGCCCAUUGUGGUGGUAGAUAGGUACUCUGAAAAAUAAAAAUACUAUCACAUAUUAUGAAAACGAGUUUAAUCGGAUUUGAUAAUGAAAAAUAAAAAGUAUACGCAUUUCAAGUCUUCCUGUAUUCCCGAUGGUUUUUCGCGUUAACAACGAACGCGAACGUUAACCGUCAAUAUAGUAACGCGUUUACUAAUAAAAUACGAUUUUUACGCCGUUCUUAAGAUUUUUCUAUAAUAUCGAUCUUUUUCAAGAUAUUUCUUCGAAAAAAAAAAUUACGGGUUUUUUGUUGUACGUUUUAACGUAAUACCAAUUUCGUUUUCAUAUCCGCUUUUCUGAUAAUUUUUUUUCCGAUUUUUCCAAUUAUUAUAAAAACUUCUUGGUAAAUUAAUAAAUGACCUCCCUGACGCAUCAACUAGAUAAAACUUCAGAAAAAUGCUGCAUUCGAUACAUCGGAGCAAGAAGCAAGAUUUCUGGUAGAAAAGUUGACACCCAAAAAAAAAUGAACACGCAUGCAAAAUUAGUAGUUGACUCGCUAAAAAAAUAUUCAAAACGACACGACAUUAAACUUUUUAAUACUUUAACAAUAAAAUGUUUGGUUGGGCAGCUGCCCACCCUGCCCGUACGCUAGAACCGCGAAUGUAUAUAACGGACAUUUAUCUUUUUCCUGUUACUUUUGGAUAUGUACUUUUAGCGGCUCUCCAAAUGAACUCGAACUCAGAAAUUAAAUUGUCGUUUUAGGCAUUUUUGAAGUUAUAAACGAGUCCGAUCUCAUUUCACCUGCAUGUUGUUGCGAGGAGAACCCAGAGAGAGUGGAUUUUUUUUUGAGCACCCGUAUACACUCCCCGAAUGAGUACCGAGAACGUGUGUUUUGGGGGUUUCAACUUUUUACCCCCGCGCCUAAUAUUUGUACUAUCGAGUUUCACCAUUUUUUUUGGAAGUAUAGUUGUAGUGUGGCGGAGGGAAAUUUGGCUAGUGACAGAGCUCCGCCGCUGACUGGGUGCAUUUUUUUCAAAAUAAAUUCAGACAAAAUUCCGACGAGAAUUUAACAUUCGUUUGCUUUAAAAGUCCGAUCGCCAAAAACUGGACGAGAAUCGUUAGCGCGCCUAAACAAUCGAAAAAAUGUGCGAAUUAUUGCGAUUUUUUACCGGACUCCGUUUUCGACGUUGUUCCCGCGACGUGGACAUAUUAUUAUAAUUUCAUAACUCGCGGCCGGGUUAUAAGUAAACGACAAUAUUUCCCGCGGAAUACGCAAUUCCACGUCGUUUAUUAUCGUAGUCUUUUGCGGCGGCGUACCGGAAAAAAAAAAAAAACAAUAAACAUACCUGUAUUUCGUCGUACAUUUCUGUGUUUUGUCGAAUUUUCGAGAGCGGACAGACUUCAUUGGUCUGUUCUGUUUUCUCUUCUCAAACGUAUGCAUUUAUCCGAGCCUUCCGUAUCGGAUAUUAUGGCGUAACACACGAGCGUGUAUCGUAAUAUCGUUCAAUAAUUCUCGGGCCUCCCGUAAACUUUUUCCGCGUCACGCUUUUGCGUCCGUUAUUUUCUCAAUUGUUCCCUCCCCCCUCGCCCCCCCCCGAAAUCGGAACACCCGGGAAUCGACGAUUAGUAGGUGUGCCGUGUUUAAAACGGCAAUACCAUUCAGGCCGGUCGCAAAACGCGCAUCCGUACGGGGACGAAUGAGACGUCGUCGAGCGUGCCGUGCGGCGCGCGCGUGAUCAGUCGUCAGUUUUCGAGAAUCCGGUCCGUCCGGGGGGGUACCGUACCCGUCGUUUCGCACGCGAGCGGGGGGAAAACAACAAUGUUAAUGGCGGUUACCGUGACUGCGGCUGGACAACAUUUUUCGUCGGUAGGUACGCGGGCACGACACUCAACGGUGACGUUGUCGCCCGAUUUUACGUGUGCGCGUUUUUCGUCGACAAUAUUUUAAUUGUGUAACGAGAUAUUUAAUACACGAACCGGAAAAUGAUUAACAAAAAAAAAAAAAAAUAAUAAAAUUAACCGGUUUCGAAGCCCGCCCCCACGCAUACGAAAAUUCCGUCGGCGCGACGACCAUUUUUUUUUCUUGGACGUCUAUAAUCUCGGCGGCACAAAAAUUCGGGGGGAAAAUAACACGCCGUCGGCCGAAUCUCGUAAUAUUAUUUUCAAUCGUUAUGUAUCCGCCGCCCAUAUCAUCGUCCGCCUAAAAAUACUUUGGUACAUUAUAAAACUAAACCGACUGCCUUUUUUAAUAUAUUUUUUUUUUUUUUUUACUCGCUCCCGAUCUUUUUUCAUAUCAAUAACCAACCCGUGUACAUUUUCGAACAAUUUUUUUUUCCACACUUGUUUUCCUUAUACGAUCAAACACUAAACGUUAAGAAAGAUAAAAUAGUGAUACUCGGACAACUCGUCGUCGUUCAUCAUUUCCUACACACCGAAUUCGGUACAAAACAAGCGAUAUUUUCGUUAUCUGGCGGUUUUUGAACACCUGCCGGUUUGAAACGAUCUUGUCAAAUACGCCGGUCGUGUUAUUAUUAUUGAAAUAGUAUUGUCGUACGAAUAACAACGACAAAAAACUUCGUUCAUUUACGAUACAUAACUUCUAUUAUUACAUUCCACUUCUAAUGAUGAAAUUUAAAUACAUAAACGACAGUGGUGGUAGCGGUUUAAAGUCAAAACUCCAAAAAAGCGUAUCGUUGAUACUAACGCUAUACCCAUACAAAAUGUUAUCCUUUCGGCUUCAUUAGGGAGAGUCCAUAGUGGUGUUCAAAGCUAAAUAAACACUCUUCUUCCCCAAAAAUGUGUGAAACUUGAUUCGACUUUCAUCAUUAUAAAAUUCAAUGGCUAAUAUUAAUAUCCGGUUAUAAAACUCGAGUUUAAUAUCGUUAGGUCCAGAGGGCGAGCCGUUAAAAGUGUGCAAAAGUACCAGAAUAAAGAUACGUAAUAUUUAUCUUCAGUGACGGGCAGGUCCAGAUUUUAAACCAAAAAAAAUAUUUGAACUUAUGGUCGCAUAUUGGUGAAGGCCUAUGGUAUCUGAAUGGCCACGUGGCAUUUAUGCUAUAUCCGGCCCUUUUUAGUCUCCAGGCAAGAAGGGUUAAAGUCAAUUUUUGGAAUUUUUGUUUUAUUAUAUAUCUAUUUUAACUUUCUCACAUUAUUUUCUGAUCUAAAUUGCAUAUAUUUUUGUAUUUUCAAAACGAGUUCAAAUAGUGUAUUAUUAAAUGAGUUAACGUACAAGUGUAUGUAUUUUCAAAAUUAAAUUUGCUUAUAUUGAAAACUAUACAAAGUUAACUUAAGUCUUUUUUCCCCACAACCAAUGAUAUAUCUUGUUAUAUAUGCAAUUAAAAUUCUGUCUGUUUGGCCGCUAUAAUAUAAUUUUACAGUUUUAUUCAAAUCUAAAUGACAUUUUGUAAACUCUACAUUCACACCAAAAGUGGAAGGUCGCUGUCUACAUUAUAUCUAAGAAUUAAACCUCUUAAAGGGUGACUCAUAUUUGAACAUUACAAAUUGAAUUUAUUGGUCGAUUUUCGGGUUAUCUUGUAGAUGGUACAAUCUGGUUGUAAAAGGCGAAUUACUGGGCAAUAACGAUUUACUGCGAGUGUGGGAACGGGGGGACACGUUAAACAGAAAGAUUUUCAAUUUGAUAUGUAAGACUUGUCGGUUUUUUCAGAUGAGCCCGGAAAAUAUCGGGUAAUUUAACUAAUUACGUAUAGGGAAUAUAGUAGGCUGCAAUAUUCUCUAUUUUCGGUGAAAAUUUUACUAACGAUAAAAAAAAUACGAGCCAAAAAACUUUGACGAGACUCAAAAGCCAUUUACACUCGGGUAAUAUUUUUGUACAGAAAAAUACUAAAUAUUCUUUUUUGAUCAUUCGAUUUUUUCUCCCAAGUUUAGGGGCUAUAGCCUAUCGGUCGUCUUUUUGCAUAACACACCCGACUAAAAGCGUAACAAAAAAAAAAAAAAUAAUAAUGAAACCAAACAAACAAACUGCCGCCGCUACUGUCUUUUUCUUCGUGGCACUUGACACGUUUUUUCGCGUCCUUGGCAGAUUUUUUUCCUUUCUUUCUUUUGGGCCGUCUGUUUUAAUUAAAAUAUAUAAUACGGCUCAUUUAUGCGAACAUUGUUUUCUGACCGGAACGGAACGCGAGAGAAUCGUUCGUUGUUUUAGGUCCGGCGGACGUCAGUCAUAAUUACGUCGGUAGUUUUCGCGUGUUGAACAUUACGUAUAUUACGAUCGUUGAUUGGGCACAGGCUGUUUCGGUGGAAAUAAUUUAUUCGUUAAAAAAAAAAAAAACAAAACCAAACAAACGAAAAACAUCCUUCCGCACACACACACACAGGUUUCCCUCUGCGGUAACAGAUACCCGUUGUAUAUCGAUCGAUAUUUAAACGCUCGGCGGUAUUUCACUAAUUAUUACGCCGAGCUGAAGCCAUUUCCCCCCUUUCCCCCUCCAAACGUGAUGUGCGCGUUCGUUUGGAUUAUCGAAACGCGUCUCGUCGAUCGGAUUGACAAUAUCGAAUGUCCGAUAAUAAUAUACUCUCGAAUCGUGUCGCGGAACACUCUCCGACCAACAGUUUUUAUUUCUCGUACAACAUAAUAAUAUCAUAUUAUUAUAGUACCUAAUACGGUGCGAACGCUGCGGUAGUGUUUAAUCUCGAUCAAUUUGUACGGAAAAGCGGGGGAUUUUUUUUUUUUUUUCGGGCCGGGGUCUUCAUCGUUGUUUAUUAGUUUACGUACACACCGUUGACCGACAUUUGUAAAUGUUAUACGGAGGUCUAUAAUAUUUCGGUAUACGUACAAAUAUUUUAAAUUCAAUAUGAAAUAUAAACUGUUGUUCGUAAAUUGUUGGGAAUUGGUGAGGAUUUGAUCAAGAACGCGUUCGGAAAUGUUCGAUUUAGAGAUUGUAUUAUAUGAUGGACAAUUUUUUCGAUUGAAACCGCCAACAUUUGCAUAUUAUUUUCCGCGCUGACUAUAUAAUGUAUUUCCAACACGGAUAACGGGGCUGGUUGAACCUCGUGAUUUGAAAUUCGCCCUCAUAUAUAUAUAUAAAAAAAAAAAAAAAAAAAACCUGUAUAAAAUCCACUACUGUCCUAUAUCCGGUCGAUUGUGUACGACCAAUAUUGUUUUGAUGUAUCGUAAAUUCGGCUAUAAUAUUCGUUCUUCGUACCCGGUGCUUUACUCAUGGGGUUGAAAUUCGUUCUGGAAUUUCGAAAAUAUAUUUCCCGUUAAUUACAGCGUAUUAAAAAUUAAGUAAACUACCUAAUAAGUUAUUACAUAUUGUUAUAAUUAAAUAAUUUUUAAUUUUGACAGAAAAAAAAAAAUUGUAAAAUUUGUUUGUUUUCUCUCUAUCUAUCGUGUGUAAUUAAUGUAAGUAUAAUAUACUCAACAUAUAAUUAGUAUACAAUCUGUUUGUCAAAAUAAAAUAUGUGUGAAACGAAAUCUACUUUUGUAUUCGCGGCUGGUGAUCGAUUGUGUAAUAUUAUCUAAUACAAUACUGUAGUUGUAAGUUAGAUGUAAUAUUUUGAUGUCGAGUAGUGCAAGUAUGUUAUAUUGUACGAAUUAUAUGUUUUAUUUCAAACGGUUGCCGAGGUGCAGAGGGAGCGUAAAAUGGUUACCCCCUCAUUUGUGACGAAUGAAAAUGAAUUUCGAUAAAACAAAGCGAAAACACGGCGUCGAAUAUCAAUAAAAAAAAAAAAAAAAAAUCGAUUGCAUAUUAUAUCCUCCGAAAACCUCAGACGCCCUUCUCCACCCCGGACACCGGGUCUGAAAUGAACACAGCUCGGAUUCGAUACAGACGUAAUCGAAGCGAUAUUGUAUGCGCAUUGCGACCCAUUGUUUGUGCAGCCCAUCGUUUUUUGUUGCGUCGACACUCUCUCGCAUAACACGUUGAAAUCUAACAGCCGUUUUGGUAUUCGUAUAACGUAACAAUAAUAAUGGACGUAGAUUAUAUUUUAUAUUUAACAUCAUUGUCGUUCCUAAUCAAUAAUCACGAAAAUAACGUGUUAUAUCGCGUUGAUAAUGCAAUAUUACACGCGAUUAUAUUGAAAAGGAAAAAAAAACAAUUAACAUUAUUUCGUUCGUACGAUCGUAGCGCAGGUUUUAAAGAACGCGUACACAGUAUAUGGGGAAAUUGAUCCGAGGCCGCGAGGAAAAUUCUCGUUCGUCGACGGCGGCCAUUUUAAAAACCGCGAUCGCGGAACAAACGACAAAUUAUUGUCCGUAACGCCUGUACGGGUAUUGACCGUAUAUAGACAAUAAAGGAACGGAUAGGCCGUCGCCUGAAACAGUGGUAACCAACUACGGCCCGCGAUCAUUUAUUAAUCGGCCCGCCAAUGUAUUAAAUGGAAAUUGAAAAAAGAAAAUAACUUUAAAUGUCGAAAAUUAACACUCGCGUUAAAAAAAAAACAUUUGUUUAUACUUGACAAUUUUUUCUCAUUUAUAACAAUCAAUACAUAGUGGAUAGUUAAAUAUAUCACUGUACCUAUAUUAAGACGUACCCGCAACAGUAAAAUACAAUAUUCUAUUCUAUUAAAAGUAAACGCUUGAGUUCUUGGCCCGUUAAGAAUUAUUUUUUUUUUUUUUUUAUGGCCCUCUGUAAAAAAAGGUUGGUUACCAUUGGCCUAAAACUUUUGUUUUUUUCUCGAAUGAUGAGAAACUGGGGCGAUUUUUACGGCGCUUAGAAACGUACUAUGCAAUAAUUAUUAUCGACGAUAAUUCGCCUCAGUUGGCCGCCAUUCCGGGGCGCCGUCUCUCUUGACAUUAGUACGUAUAUUGUCGUAUAUCCGCUCCUUUAUCGUCGUAUGGUUUUAAACGGUAUAAAUAAGAUAACCGUUUUAUUAUCGUCGGUUCCGGUAAAAAAAAAAAAAAAAAACCUUUGGCGAAGUUUACCCGUGCUAUAUACUGUAUCUCAUAUUAUGUUCUUUAUACACUACGAUCGGGGCGUGUGCGUUAUUAAUACCUGUUGUGUUGUUUUAUACACCUAUACUAUUAUAUUAUUGUUUUAUUGGUACUUAUUGCUAGAAAUAUUUCUAAACGGUAUAUUUUUUUUUUGUUUUUUUUUUCCUGGGUAAAAUUAUUACAAUUAGGUAGCGCGUAAGCUGGCCAUGGUUGAAGCCGAUUUGGAAAGAGCCGAGGAACGUGCCGAGUCUGGCGAAUCGUAAGAAAUAGACCAAUGAUAAUAUAUUUUCACAUUGCGAGACGAGUAUACGUAAAAAAUGCUCGAGAAAAUCGUUGGAACAAUUUUAUGAUUGCGAUUUUUCGUUGCUUUCCGCUGACUGCAGAGUUUUAUACGCUUUGAAACAGAACAACGAGAUUGUUGCGCGCAUACCGAUAUUAUUUUCAUUUAGUUAUUACACUUUUGGGCUUUAAUAUUAUACGCGUAUACUUUAAUUAAUAUUUUCAAUUUGUCAUGCACAAUUGAAGCUUUAGUUCCAUAUUUUGUAUCGGCAGUUUGGUUUUGAUUUUUUUUUUUUAUUUAAUCGUUUUUUUUUUUUUUUGGUUUGUGUUUUUUGUGUUUUUCUUUUUCUCCGUCCGGUUUUAUUUGUCCAACAACACGUCCUACGCCAUAAUCUUUAUGCGUUCUGUCCUAAAAGACAAACGUUUUCCGUUUUCCUCAUUGUAUUAUUUGUUUUUUAUAUUAGUUGAGUUUUGCAUGAAAUUUUGUUAUCGUUUUUUUUUCUUUUUUUCUAUGUCAAUUGCCAUAUUAGGUCGGCCGUAAAUUGGUUAUGAUGGAACAAGACUUGGAAAGAGCAGAAGAAAGAGCUGAACACAGCGACGCGUGAGUAUUUUAAGUCGUUAAAACAACCACAACAACAAAAAAAAGACAGAAAAAUCACGUAGUUCCAAAAUAAAUUUCGAAAUUCAUACCUUAUAAUACCUGUAUAUUUUAUAUUUUUCUAUUUCGGAUAUCACAUCACUCUUUUAUCUUAUUCAGUUAAACCUAAUAUACAGUUGUAAUCAGAUGACCGUGUUUUUGGUAAGUGUCAAGAAGCAAUUGUAUAAUAAUAUAUCUUUGGUCUCGGAAUGGAAAGGGUUUGAGUCGAUUUUGUAUAAUUUUCAAUAAAAUCAAAUUAAAUGUUGAAAAUUACUAAGUGGCACAACUGUUAAAUGGCCAAAUUAAUAAUUGGCUUAACCUAAAUAUAGCGAUUUAAACGACUCAAUCCAUAUAAUUAUGACGUACACUUUUUUCCAAACAAAAAGUACAUCGCCAGAUUUGAGUUAUUUUAAAUUUAAAGCACAACGCGUAUUUGAAUAUAUUAUACUACAAAACACUUGUUCCAUUUAUCGAAACAUAAAGGGGAACUAAUUUCACAAGAUAUAAUAUUAUAAAUAAAAAAAAAAAUGCAAACAAUUUACCUAAGCCUUUCUUCCCUGUGACCAAAGAUAUUGUAAUUAUUAUGUACAACGCGUACGUAACUAUUGUUGUAUUUUCGCUUUGUUUAAAAGUAGUGUGUGUUGCGUCCGUUUGGCUUUUCAUCGCAAUCAAAAAUUACCAAUCUUAUUAUAAUAUCGUAAAAAUAUCUACUCGUAUCAACAAGGGUUUAUAUAUUUUUUAAUACAAUUCGUGUAUAAUGUAAAAACGACGAACUCUUAUAGGAUUGAGUAGAUAUUUUUAGGAAAAGUAGACAAAUAAUUCGACGAGCCUACGUGGCUGAUAAUAGUAUUAUUAUUAAUCGUGUGGAAAUGAUUUUUCCUUAUAUAGGAAAAUCGUGGAGUUGGAAGAAGAGUUACGCGUCGUUGGCAACAACUUGAAAUCUCUGGAAGUUUCCGAAGAAAAGGUACACGUAUACAAUCCGGUUAAAUUAAUAUUAAAUUUCAAAUUUACUUUCGUUAUUUCGUACCUAAUAUUAUUUUUUUUUAUACAUCAUACGAAAACCUUCGCGAAACAAAUAAUAGAUAAUAUUAGGUAUGACGUACAAUAGUUUAGGUCACUAGAGUCAUGAUAUUUUAUUAUUUAUUAGUAACAACGGUGCGACGGUUAUUUCAUAGUUAUGAUGUGUCGGGUUGGGAUGUUUACGCUUUUGCGCGUUUUUUUAUAUUGUUCUAUUGAACUUUUAAGUAGACUCUUGAAUAAAAAUUGGUUUCAUAACGUCUAAAUUACAAACAUCAAAUAUUUAUAUUUAUAAAUAAAAAGUUUCUAUUUUUAAUUGAUAUUUUAUUUUUCAAUGCAUAUUUAGCUAUUUUUUAGGCGCAAAAGUGCAUACUUACAUAAUAUGUAUUUAUUUUUUAGUGUCUAAACAUCCCAACUCAAGUUAAAUCUUUCCAACUGAAAAAUGUGUAUCUUGCGUUAACACACGGUUAAUAAAAAAAAUAUAUCGUACAACACUUCCGAGACAUCUAACUUUUAUUUUGCAUAAUAAACGUUAACAAUUCAAUUUAAAAAAAAAAAAAAAGCCAUUGGUCAUACGCAUAUAUUCGUAAUAUAGUAUAACAUGCAUUUCGAUAAAAGGUAAUUCGGUUAGGUAUUUUUUUUAAAGAUAUAAUCAUUAUUACGAGUACUAAUUUCCCGACAGGAUACCGUUUAAACGUUAAAAAUAUUAUUUAUUUGGUUCGUCUUAAAAAAAAAAAAAAAAAACAAAAGAUCAUAUUAUUUUAUGUAUCGAUUCUAACUCGUGAUUUUGGACAGGCAAAUCAACGUGAAGAAGAAUAUAAGAAUCAAAUUAAGACCUUGACCAACCGUUUGAAGGAGGUAUUUUAUAGAACAAAACAUAUUUUAACAAGUAUUCACAGGCCGCGUGUGUUUGCAUUUUAGCCUGCUUAAGAAAAAUUAAAAACGAAUGUUUUCGUACAAAAGCUUAUAACAUCGUACCUAUAAUCUUAAUAUAAUAUUAUACAGUUUUGAAUUAUAACUAAACAAAAAGCGUGACACCUCUCCAACUAUAAUAUAUUACACCGCAUCAGAUCACCCGAGAUUAUCAUAUAUAUAUAUAUAUGUAUCUAUAUAUUAUACAAAAUGUGUACUUAAUAAUAACAAAGUUUUAUUAAUGCGUUGUUUUAAUAAUACUUGUGUCUAACUUGAAUUUUUGUUUUGUUUUGUUUUUUUUUUGGUUUUGUUUUUACAAAUUUGAUUUGUACUACACGCUUAACUCACACACAAACACGGCACGUAUAUGUAAAAAAAAAAUAUAUAGGCCACACAAAGGGAAGAAACGUUUGAGGAACAAGUAAAAGGUCUUGGUGCACAACUCAAAGAGGUAUUAUACACUCACAAAUAAUAAUAAUUUUUAUUGCAAAUGUUUAUACCUAUUAUUGUCGUAUAAAUCUUCCGUAUUUACUAUAUUUUAAAGCAAUGUGCGUACGGUUGUGGUGGACGCAUAUUAUAAUGAACACAGAAAGGGUUAUCGAAAGAAAUUCGGGAUCAGCUCUUCCCCCGUGCGCCUGAUCAGGAGAAAAAAACGAUCAAUUCUAAUUCUUAAUGUUCAAUUUAAUUAAAAUUUUAAAAAAAAUCUAUAAAAGGUGUUUUUAGUUCUUUAACGUCACUUGAAAAAUUUUAAUUUUCGUCUUAUCACGUUUCUUACAAAAACCGUCCAUCUUUACUAUAUAUAUAUAAUAUUAUAAUAAUCCCUUAGGCGGGGUCGUCGAACGUUCCUCUCCCGACGGAAUAAUAACGGGAGUGAAACCCUAUAGAAUUGUAUAUAGUAUUUAUUAUUUUGUACAAUAAAUACAAAUUUCAAUAUUCUACGAAAUCGCAACAUACUCGAAUGUCUCGUCGAACACGACAGCCCGAGUUAUUAGAUUAUAGUUGGUAUACUUAAUUUUUUUUUUUUUUUAAUAACAUAACCCUGUUUGAAAAUUUUGUUUGUUUUUGUUAACAUCGAUUUCUGUAACAAAAAAAAAAACCGUUCUCUUAUAACACAAUAUGACGCAUGACGUUCACUUAAUAUUAUUUAAUAGUUGUAUGUUUGCUAUUUUUUUUUAUUAGUAUUAUCGUUUAUAAUUUAUCGAAGAAAUUAAUCGGUACGCGAUUUUUUUUUUUCUACUUCUAGGCUGAAGCUCGCGCUGAGUUCGCCGAGAGAUCCGUGCAGAAAUUGCAGAAGGAAGUCGACAGGCUCGAAGGUGAGUUUUACGUUUCCCUAGCGUAUCAUUAUCAUUAUAAUAAAACUAUAUAUAUUAUCGAAUUGAUGACCUUAUCGGUACGAUAAUGAUAAAUAAUAUUGUACAAGCAUUUACAAAAGGACAUCAACAAUAUCUAAACACGCGUCAUUAGUGACGGGCACACCGAACAACAGUUUACACUGUCGAUUGUUUUCGAUAGUUUGUCGAUGAACUAUCGAGUAAUUUUAUCCGGGAAAUCGUUCGAAUAUUUUGAAUAAACUAUUCGAACAGUUUUUCCCAUAACCGAACAAUUAUUACACUACUAUACCUAUUAUUCGAUAAGUAUUUAAAUGCGAUCAACUAUUAUAUCGGUUGUGCUCGACGCUAGUGAUAGUAUUACGUUGUUAUACCGCGUACAAAAUAUACCUUUGACGCGAGUACAUUUUGAUUGUUUUUUCACCGAUGUCUCAUCCGUCGUCGUGUAUACUUAAAAGUAUACGACGUUUGAGUUUUGAAUUCCGCGGAUAGCCUUUCGCGGCUCUUUCAGUUACACUUAUAUAUUUACGCAAUAAAUAUAUUACCACACCAUCACCCGGCAUGUUUGUCCGUUUAAACAAAUCAAUUCUCGAAAAUACAAUUUUUUUCAACAGGGUAAAUAAUAAGGAUUUACUUUAAAAAAAAAAAAAAAAAAUGUGUUUUUUAUCGUGUUUGAAAUAACAUUGCAGUUUUCUAAUUUUUUUUUUAAACUGUGUUUGUGUGUUUUGCCUAAAGGCCAAAAAAGCGUUUCUAAUAAAAACAAAAAAACAACCGAAUAACGCCAUUAACUCAUUAUUAUACUCGUACUCGUAUAAUAUUACGGUUUGCGUGCAAACCUUAUCAUCAAUUGCCAUAUAAUAUGAUACCGUUGCUCAUUGACGUGCAACGGAUUCUAUUAUUUUGACAAUAGUUAUUAAUAUUAUAUCUAAUCCUUAAUUCUUUUUAUGUUCUUCGGCACGUAGUGUUUUCAUUUAUUUUUUCUUUAUCUAUAACAUAACAUGAUAUGAUUGAUAAUAUGGUAGCAGAGUAGUCUAGUCUAGUUUUUAGAUAUUGUUUUUUUUCUUUUUUGUUUUUUGGUUUUUCUAUUCUUUUUGUUUGUGCAUGUUAGUUUAAAUGUUUUGUUUUCAUGUGUGACGCUCGUGUGUGCGUUUUGCUGUGGACCCGACUCAACACAGACGAUUUAGCCGGCGAAAAAGAAAAGAACAAACAUCUGCAAGAAGAAAUGGAAGCCACCUUGCACGACAUCCAAAACAUGUAAAAUAACAUACCAUCCCGUGUUUUCCUUCCCCCGUCCCGUCUUAGCAAAUUUCCUACAUUCCUCAUUAAACAAAUUGUCUAACAUAAUUUAAUAUUAUUAUUAUUUAAUUUGUUAAACAAUUUUUUAAAUUUUUUAUUUUAUAUAUACUUACUUAUUUUACACUCGUUAUAUUUUAUGUUUGUUUUAACAUUUCCGCACUCCGUACUAACUUCGUUAUUGCACAGGUUCGACAAUACACAUUUUUUAAUUAAUAAUAUUAUUAUACCUAUUAAUUAUAAUUAUAAUGCAAAAUAUAUUGUAUUAUAUUUAUAUUCACUUUGACGCCGGGGAAAAAGGACACCCGAAAUCCAUUUUCGGGAAACAUAUUCGCCUUAAAAAAAAAAAAAAAAAAAAAAAAAUGUUUUUUUAUGUAACAUAGAAAUAUUAUGCCUUAAAUUGUUAUUAUUGUUAGUAUAACAUAUAUGCGAUAGUAUAACGAUAACUAAAAAGGCGUCGUCUCUUCUGUAAUAAAUGCGUUUAUAGAACGUUCGAAAGGGUACUACGGGGGAUUUUCACAGACUUUCAAUAUUCCCGCUCGCAGCCCGAAAACUCAAAAAAAAUUAUUCACUUCCAUUUUCCCCGGUGCCAAAAUAUUGUGUUGCGACUAGUGAUGUGCUUUGGGUAAAUACCCAAAAUGGAGAUAAAUAGAUAUUUUUCGGAUAAGAUAUUUAUUUUGACUGGUAUUCAAAUCGUCUAACUUAGUGGUUUUCAACCUGGGGGUUUCCAAAGAACAUAAACAUCACGCGUAUACUGCGUGUAUCGUAUUAUACAAGUUUUAUUAAAUAAUUUUUGAAGGGGUCGUGUUAACAUAAAAAAAAAUAAUAGGGGCUCGAGAUUCGUAAACAAUUGAAAACCGCCGGUCUUAACCGAUUUUUGUUAAUUGCUGUUUAUCAAGUAUCUAUUCGAUUUACGGCUAUAAGUAUACAAGUAAAAAUCAACUGCAGUUUUCGUAUGAAAUUUGUUGCUCUGUACAUUGUAUAUAUUGCGUUAAAAAUAAAUUACCGGUAUUUACCCAAAAAAAAUUGUUACCCGAGUUAAAUGCCCGUCACUAGUUACGACACCAUGAUCGUCAUAUUUUAUUAUAUUAUUUUUCUUUUCAUUUUUCUUAUUUAUUAAUUAUAUAUUCUAAUUAUUUAACACCGUCAUACUCUUAUACUAAUAACCCGCGUAUAUAUUAUUAUAUACCUAUACCUAAACAAAAUAUACUAAAAAAAAAAAAAUGGCAUUCGAACAAACGUCUAUGGGGUUUUUAAAAAUUAAUUAUUUUAAUAGCGUGUGAUAAACCGCUCACCGCAAACGUCCGGUUUAUUUCGUAUUGUAUAACAAACAUUAUUAUAAUAUUUUAUCCGUCAGCGUUUUCGUUGCAGCAUAUUAUUCCGAGGCGAUGUUAUAAUAAUAUUUAUUUUUUUUACUGCAAGAAAAAUUCGCGUUCCUGCACUCUAUUAUACAAAUAUGUAUAUUAUAUACGUCGCUCACGAAACGUUUAAAACAAUAGAAUCGUAUUAAAUUCCAAAAAAAACCUUCUUCGAAAUAAUAUACACAUUAUUUUACCGUCAUUUUAUUGACGGUUAUUAUACACCGCCGCAUUGUGGGUGGAAACGUGGUGGUACGAGAGAGGGGGCGAAUUUGAGAAUAAAUUACCGUUCAACGACGAAAAAAUUUGCGCAAUUGGACAUGAAUUGUCGUAUUUCUCCGAUAUUUCGCAGAAUAUAAUAUUCUAUUACUAAAAUACUAUAAUAUAGGUACCUAUAUACGAUUUCUGUUUUCCGUUAUUUUUUUUUUUUUUUUAAAUUUUGAUAAUUUCGUCAUGUUUUUUUUGUAAGAACCGUUUGAUCGUUUCAAGUCUCAAUUAUCAUUAAUUCAACUCGCAUCGAACCGUAUUAUAAGUAGUAUUGUAGAUAUCUGUUCUAUUACAAGAGAAAUAUUGUGCGCAAUACACUGACGUUCUUUGUUAAAUUUUCUCACUAUAUAAAAAUGAACCUACUAACUAAAAAAAAAUAAAUAAUAAUAUGUAUUUCCACGAAUGCUAUGGGGGUUUGAUGUACAAUAUCCGAAAAUAUUAUGUUUAACCCUACAUAAUCCUUAUAGGAGAGGCGAAAACGUCUUUCUUUUUCUUCUCUAUAUUAACAUAUUGUUAUAAUUUUUCUUCUUCAUUCUUAUACACUAAUAAAAUGUAUCAAAACUAAAACGAUAUUCAACCCGAAAAGAAAUCCCUUCGUCAGGAUAACUAUUUGGGCAUUCUAUAUGUCUUCUUAUAAUACAAUAUUAUCCUUCUAUUUUUCUCUCUCCUAUCUUACUUGUUGUUUCACCAAGGUGUUGGGGUUCUGCUGUUCUUUUAUAUCGACUCUGUCCUGUCCGUCAUAUGAAAUAUUCUUUCUUUUUGUUCUUUUUUUUUAAAUUUUGCAAACCAACCCCGAUGCGGACGUUACUGACCCGGUAACCGAUUUGCUUUUCAGAUGAGUUGGUCGCCGAAAAGGAGAGAUUCAGAGACAUUGGCGACAGCUUGGACCUUGCGUUUGUCGACUUGUAUGGCAUCUAAACAAAAACCACUACACGAUAAUACACAAAUACACACACUUACACACCGAUUAUUAUUAUCCCGAUACAUGCGAUUUUCCGUAGUCUCCGAUCCCGUCGUCUCUGUCUCCGAACAACAAACACACACUCACACACACGCUACAUUCCCUCUCUUUAAUACGAUUUUACUAUAAUAUAUAAUAAUAUAUACCUAUAAACAAACAAAAAAAAAAAAAACAAACAAACAAACAUAUAUUUACUACCAGUGCUACUAACACCGUCCACGCGAUACCUAAACUUAUUUAAACACAGAAAACUCGUAACUCUAUUAUAUAGACAGUAUAGUAAAUUAAAUUUUAUUUUUAUCUAUUUCAUAUAUAUUAUUAUUAUUAUUAUUAUAUUAUAUAUAUAUUUUUUUUUUUUUUUUUGCAUAGCGUUGUAUUGUAUUUCAUAGCUUACCGAUUUUCUAAUAUUAUUUUUGGCUUUGUUUUACGCUUGUAGAAAAUCGUACGGAACGCUACUAUGUUGACCUUAUAAUAAAUAUAAUAUUACCAUAGAGAUAUAAACUUAUUAAAAACUUGUAAUGAUCGUUUUUUCGAUACUCUUUUCUACCCCGUACAAAAAAUUGUAUAAAAACGACCAAAAUUUUGUACCCAUCGCUACCCUAUCCCUGAAAUGUUUAUUUUACUUUAGAUACACGUCUGUUGAAUAUAAUUUAUUUUUAUCCAAACGUUAUUAUUAUUUAUAUUUAUGCUUAGUUUUUAUUUAUAUAACAUUAAAAAAAAAAAAAAAACCAUAACCUAACUUUUGUCUAACUGUAAAUGUCUAUUUUGGAAAACGAUGUAUUUGUUGUGAUUUAUUUGAAGCUUUGUAUUGUUUUCGUUAUUAGUCAAAAUAACCAACGAUAAAAAAAAUACAUAAAAUAAAAUACAAUCACAAAUUCUGAUAUAUUCUUGGUAUACCUUAUUAUACGUCUCACUUUUAUUGUACAGACGAUUUAUUUCAUUAACACUAGAUCGUAAUAAUCACCGAUAACUUUUAUUUUACGAAUUAUUAUUUAUUAUUAUUAAUUAUUAUUUUUUUUUUUUUACAUAAUAUAUUUAUUGUCAUCCCAAGUGCUAUAUAUUUUACCAAUAAAAAUAAUGUAAACAAAAAUAUAUGAAUAUAUAUUAAAACGAUUUUGGAGAAAAAAAAAACAAAACACCAAUGUAUUGCUUUGAACAUUUCCAUUUUGUUUUCUUUUGCAGACGAGUUGGUACAUGAGAAAGAGAAAUACAAAUACAUUUGUGACGAUCUUGACCAAACGUUCUCUGAACUCGUUGACUAAAACGUUUAAAAACGUUGAUAACGAUGACCAUGAUCAUAAUAUUAUUAUAAUAAUUAAUAUGAAAUCAACAACCUUGAUUAUUUAUUAUACGUUGUGUUUUGCUAUAUUUUAUCAGCAUGUUGAUUUGUAUUCAGCCCCUCGUGUUUUAUUAUUAUUUUUAAUAUCAAAUUAUUAAUAAAUAUUAUUACCUAUUUUUUUUUUUUUAUGAAAAAAAUACUACCUACCCAGGUUUCAAAAAUUGCAUCCAAUUUUUAUUUAUUUUUUUUGUUUGUCUACUACACCUAUGUAAAUAUUUAUAUAUAUUGUUUAGCCAACUAAAAUUUUAUUAUUCUGUUGCGAAAAACCGAUCUGGUUGUAAAAUAUUAUAUUUAUGUCAGAGACACGAGAAUUAUAAUAAUAUUAUAUACGUAUAUACCUAUAUACAUAAUAAUUACAAACACCCGUACACACUCGAAUGCGUUU